GCUGUACAAACAGGAUGCUGCUCCUCGGACACAUUCAGACAUCAACUGUGUUGCAGCUCUGCAUUCAUUUCUUCAUCGUCUGUGGGUCAUUUUAUUGUUUCUUUACUUUUGGAACCAAACUAACCAUUAAAUAUUUACUCCUGUUACCUUGAGAUACAAUUCAACUGCAGGGUGAAAGGGAGGAACAUUGGAACAACCAAAAGGUAUGAACUGCUGUUAGUUACCAAGGAGGAACCCAUCUGACAAACAACCAGAAGACGAGAGACUCCAUACUGUUUACAGCGUUCAUAAGGGUUUUACUGUAUCAAACCAACGUUCUACAGAUAUCCACCGGAACCAAACUAUUCUGACAAUUAUCUCAGUAGAUUUGACUGACGUUGGAAGAGAUGAGAUCUAUGUUUUCCCACCCUGCCGUCCUGUUCCUGUGGAUUCAGAGUUCUAGUGGAUGGAUGCAUCCUAAAUGCCAGAUUUAUGACAGUAGUGAAGACUUGGAACACUUUCCCACCUGGACCUGCAGCCACAUACCUCAUCAUGCAGAACGUUACACUGCUGCCUGUCAAGAUGUCACAGCCAUCGAGGAGGAUCUACUUGGACUUCCCCCUAAUAUCAAUACCCUCUGCAUAUCUAUGACACAUGGUGAAAAUAGAUCCAUGUCUCUGGGCUUUUUCUCUCAGUUUCAGGAUCUGGAGUACCUGUACAUUAAGGGCUGUUUUACUCAAAUCCUUCCAACUGCAAAUAGUCACCUUCCAAAUCUGCAACAUAUGUACUUAGGUAAAUGGGAAAUGGACUCAGAUUGCUGUGGUUGUCAUAUUGGGCCCCAUACAUUCAGAGAUCUCGUGAAGCUGAGUCAUUUGACUCUUUGGAGUUAUAGACUGUCAGCAAUGUCCCCAGAUGUUUUCCAUGGCAUUCCUCUGUUACAAAGUCUCAUCAUUAGGGAACCCUGUUUAGAAGAUUUGUCAGAGAUAGCAUGCAGAAUUAUGAAUAUUAAGUCACUUGUUAGGUUAUAUGUAGACGCAACAAACAUACGAUCGUUAAACAUUUCAAACUGCUCCGUCUUAAACACCAACGAAAGCAUGACACCUGUUUUUACCAAUCUAGCGUUCUCUGACUUCUCAGUUGGUGAAAUAACACAUAUAGAGGAAGGUUCACUGGCUUGGCUCCAGAACCUCACAAUGUUAACAGGGGCUUUCAGCCAGGAAGUCCUACUGGACCUUCCCCUGUCUGGGAUAAAACAAAUCCAGGUCUUCAGUUGCUCUGGGAUCAAUGUCAUUGAUAUUGAAAGUAUCUGUAAUGUAGUGUUUUUGCUUUCAAUCAAGAAAAUAUUUGUAAACAAUUUCAAUACAAGCAGCCUCUCUAUGUCCAGUGUUGAAUUGUGCACUGGGCUAGAAUAUAUGUAUUUAAGUGUACCUUUGUCUUUCCAUCCUACUACCCAUUUGGAAUGGAAUUUUAUUUCCAGUCUCAAAAACCUUAAUCAAUUAAAAAUAGACGGCCUGGAAGAUAACAGACUUGAUAUUUGCUCCUUCCAAAAACAACCAAUAACAUGGUUAACAAAUCUCACUUUAGGGUUGAAAAAUCAAAUGCUUUUUGCUAAACAAUUUAGCUGUCUUGUUAAGCUGCUGUAUCUGGAUAUAAAACAUAAUUUAAUUUCAAACAUUGAAGACUUUGCUUUCCUGGGAUUGACAAAUCUGGAGUCCUUGGACAUUACAAGAAAUAAGAUAACACAGAUAAAUGCAAACACAUUUUAUGGUUUACAUAGUUUGACAUGGUUAGACCUCAGGAACAAUCCACUUAUUCACAACAUUGAGGCGAUGUCUUUCACACACCUCAUGUCUCUUAGACAAGUGUUUCUCGGGCAAGUGAACAAUCCCCUAACAGAACCUGUGAUCAAGCUGAAUCUGACACUUAUAUUUGGUGGAAUUCUGAGUCAGCUGACUCAUCUGUACAUUAGUUCAGCUAUGAGGCCAAUGCAGUUGACUAUUGGCAGUAACAUCACAUCUAAACAGAACCUGAGUCUCCAGCUCAAAGGCCAGACGGUGUCAUUUCAGGACUGUGACAGACCUUUCUUUCAGUCUGUAACCCAUCUUCAUGCUGAUGCUGAAGAAUUCCUUUGUGGAUCUGAAUUCAUGGGAAAGUACUUCAAGUCUGUGGAGACAUUUGACUACAGAUCGAAGCUUUCAGCUAAAAGGGUUGAUUUAUCAUCAAUUAAUCAGCUGAUUCACCUGAGGAAACUGACUCUACGAGAGGUGGAUCUUUUAAUACAGCGUUCUGCCGACAUCAUUUUUCACAACUUGACUAAACUGGAGGAUCUGGAAAUUUACCACUGCAGGAUUUAUUCUUUAGAGGGGAGUUUAACUAAAGACUUGAAAUCUUUGAAAACGUUGUAUUUGCUUAUAGAGAACAUUUAUAAUGUAUUCUACAGCUUUACUGAACCUCUCUCUAGGCUUAAGCAUUUGACAUUUGAUAAUUUACAGAUGUUUUGCAGUUGUGACAAUGCUUGGCUCAUUACAUGGGCAAAGGGGUGCAGGCAGGUUGAAGUGAUCAUGCUUACUCCGUAUACUAGUCCCGGUAUGUAUGCUUUGGAGGACUUGAUAUGCUUGUCGGACAAUGGAAUAGACACACCUAAUUUUGUCAAGUACACAGAAGCCAACUGCACAACAGAGGCUGGCUUUGUGCUCUUUGUUGCGACUGGCCUGGGAGUCCUGUUCUUCAUGCUGGUGGUGUUGGUCCAUAAUCUGGCCGGCCCCUACCUCCUCCCCCUCUACCACAUCACCCUUGGCUGGCUGUUAGAAGCCAUGCGAUCCAACACCAGGGGGCGCUACCACUACGAUGCGUUUGUCUCCUAUAGCGGGAAGGACGAGCGCUGGGUGGUGGAGGAGCUGCUACCUAAUCUGGAGCAGAGGGGUCCUCCUUUCCUGCGCCUCUGUCUGCACAGCAGGGACUUCCAGCUGGGGAAGGACAUUGUGGAGAACAUCACAGAAAGCCUCUACCGGAGCCGCCACACCCUCUGCCUAGUCAGCCGCCACUACCUGCGCAGUAACUGGUGCUCUCUGGAGAUGAAGCUGGCCACCUACAGGCUGCAGGUGGAGCAAAGGGACAUCCUCCUCCUGGUCUUCCUGGAGAAGAUCCCCCCUCGCCGGCUGUCUGCCCACCACAGGCUGGCUCGCCUGCUGAAAACCAGGACUUAUCUGGACUGGCCCCAGGACCCCCAUCAGCACCAGGCAUUCUGGGACAGACUGUGGGCUAAACUGAAACCUCAGACUGAGCAUGACAUCAGAGGUUGAUGUAGAACCUUGAGACUGAAAUGUGACAUCAGAGGUUGAUGUUGAACCUUGUGGACUGAAAUGUGACAUCAGAGGUUGAUGUAGAACCUUGUGGACUGAAAUGUGACAUCAGAGGUUGAUGUAGAACCUUGUGGACUGAAAUGUGACAUCAGAUGUUGAUGUAGAACCUUGUGGACUGAAAAGUGACAUCAGAGGUUGAUGUAGAACCUUGUGGACUGAAGCAUGAGAUCAGAGGUUGAUGUAGAACCUUGUGGACUGAAAUGUGACAUCAGAUGUUGAUGUAGAACCUUGUGGACUGAAAUGUGACAUCAGAGGUUGAUGUAGAACCUUGUGGACUGAAAUGUGACAUCAGAGGUUGAUGUAGAAACUUGGGUAUAGAAAUUUGAUUUCAGAGGUUGAUGUAGAACCUUGUGGACUGAAAUGUGACAUCAGAGGUUGAUGUAGAACCUUGUGGACUGAAAAGUGACAUCAGAGGUUGAUGUAGAACCUUGUGGACUGAAAAGUGACAUCAGAGGUUGAUGUAGAACCUUGUGGACUGAAAUGUGACAUCAGAUGUUGAUGUAGAACCUUGUGGACUGAAAAGUGACAUCAGAGGUUGAUGUAGAACCUUGUGGACUGAAGCAUGAGAUCAGAGGUUGAUGUAGAACCUUGUGGACUGAAAUGUGACAUCAGAUGUUGAUGUAGAACCUUGUGGACUGAAAUGUGACAUCAGAGGUUGAUGUAGAACCUUGUGGACUGAAAUGUGACAUCAGAGGUUGAUGUAGAACCUUGGGUAUAGAAAUUUGAUUUCAGAGGUUGAUGUAGAACCUUGUGGACUGAAAUGUGACAUCAUAAGUUGAUGUAGAACCUUGUGGACUGAAAUGUGACAUCAGAGGUUGAUGUAGAACCUUGUGGACUGAAAUGUGAUAUCAGAGGUUGAUGUAGAACCUUGUGUUAUUGCAGAUGCAAUGUUGACAUAUGUUGAGCUGUUGAAUUUGUUGUUAAAAGUCCUCCGUACAAAAUGUCUACCGCUGUUUGAAAUUUGUUUUGUCAAUUCCUUUUAAAUGCUCUGUCUGGAGUGUACUUGUUGUGAUUCAUCUGAAAUUACUUUUAAUAGCCUUAUUUAAAUUGCUCAUAAAAAAGCCUAAACAUUUUUUAAAUUCCCAAAAUGUUGUCAGAUCCUAUUUGUAUUUUUAAACACCUAAUUGCUAACACAUAUCUUUGUUUGUAUAUUUGUUGCUAAGAGGAACUGAAAAAGGGUGUGACUACUGUGUACUGCAGUGAAUGACAAAACAUACAUGUCUUAUGACCAUAAAGCAGUUAUUAAUGACAAAACAUGAAUGACCAAUGACCAUGAAG
This is a messenger RNA of Oncorhynchus gorbuscha (pink salmon), 4619 nucleotides long. RefSeq names its product toll-like receptor 13. NCBI's taxonomy places the organism in Eukaryota, Metazoa, Chordata, Actinopteri, Salmoniformes, Salmonidae. The transcript has 3 exons. Gene Ontology annotation, molecular function: transmembrane signaling receptor activity; protein binding. Gene Ontology annotation, cellular component: membrane. Gene Ontology annotation, biological process: toll-like receptor signaling pathway; inflammatory response; immune response. The coding region runs from base 387 to 3281 and encodes 964 amino acids. The record is from RefSeq and is a predicted model, not a curated record.